AUGGCUUCAAACACGAAGUACGCCCCGGCGCCCACCCAGGACCCCGAUGAAGCUUCGAGCUACGCGCAGGCGCCCCCCGCUUACCAGGCCGAACCCACCGCCGCCUCCGACACAGAUCGUCUCUUUGGCGGCGGCGCACCUCGCAGCAGUGAGGAUGACCUUCCAGAUGACUUCAAGUUCGGCGGCUCGGUAGCAGAGGCCACGACCGACAUUCGCAACCAGUUCAUCCGCAAGGUCUACGCAAUCCUCACCGUCCAGCUCCUCGUCACCGGCGCCGUGUCCGCCCUCAGCUUCUUCAGCGAUGGCUACAAGACGUGGAUUCAGGCUCACCCGGGUUUGGUCUUUGCAUCCCUUAUCGGCGCCAUGGUCAUGAUGCUCCUCACCUUCUGGAAGCGCAAGUCCUACCCGACAAACCUCCUCUUCCUUUCGGGCUUCACCCUCAUGGAGGCCUACUCCAUCUCCGUCAUUGUGUCCUUCUACAAGGCUAGCAUCGUCCUCAACGCCGUGUUCCUGACCGCAGGCAUCUUCAUCUUCCUCACCGCCUUCGCCUGCCAGACCAAAUAUGAUUUCACUUCAUGGAUCCCCUACCUCGGCGGCGCCCUCUGGGGCCUCGUCAUCUUCGGCUUCAUGUACAUGUUCUUCCCCUACAGCUCCACCGGCGAGCUCAUCUACGGCGGUAUCGCCGCCCUUCUCUUCAGUGCCUACAUCCUUGUCGACACUCAGCUCAUCAUGCGACACCACCACGUCGAGGAGGAGAUUGCCGCCUCCAUCAGCUUGUACCUCGACAUCAUCAACCUGUUCUUGGCCAUUCUGCGCAUCCUGAACAGCCAGCAGAACAACUAA
Messenger RNA from Colletotrichum spaethianum, 843 nucleotides. RefSeq names its product bax inhibitor 1. Gene Ontology annotation, cellular component: membrane. NCBI's taxonomy places the organism in Eukaryota, Fungi, Ascomycota, Sordariomycetes, Glomerellales, Glomerellaceae. The coding region runs from base 1 to 843 and encodes 280 amino acids. The transcript has 3 exons. The record is from RefSeq and is a predicted model, not a curated record.